AGAAAUGUCAGCUGAGCGGGCCACGAUGACAGAGUAAAACCGUGACCUCCACAACGACUCGACGAAAAGAAAAAUUCGCCGCGAUGGGCACGAAUUAAAUCAUGAUUACCAAGCAUUUCUAAGCAGCACGGUGCGCGCACAAGCAGAUUCAUCGAGUGCGUCGCGCAACCUGAAAUCAUGUGUUAAAUUGUUGCUGUUAUCUUUUCCAAACAAACAAAUAAUUUGACUUCGUUUCUCGAGUGCAAUAAACGCAGUUAGCUUGGAACAGUUCAAACAAAAGAAGAAACAAUCAUGAUGAGCAUGAAGUCUAUCUGGAGUUCAAUGUUUGCACCCAGGUUAAUUAAAUUGCAUGGCAAUGGCCAGGUUGAGAAAGUGUAUGAACCCAACGCCUUGGAAAACCUGGGCGAUCGCGUACUGCAAUCAAUAUAUUUUAUGUGGAAGUUAGGAGUUUAUACUUCACCACUUCUUGUUGGCUUCUUAUACCGACGCGGAUAUUUCGAAUAUGAUGGUUGUAUCACUCUUACAAAGGUCGCUGGAUUAAUUGGAGGCAUUUUGGCUGUUUCCUAUGUCAUACGCAGUUUGGGCCGAUCGACUAAUCCGAUGUAUCAGAAAUUUGUAAAAACCCUGAGUGAUGCACAGAACAAUCUUACACCAGACACCAAACAGAAGAUGGCACAGUUUGAUUUCGAAUUCUAUGCGUGGCCAGUCGAGUUUAAGUACAAUGAACUUGAUAAGGACGAUGUUCGAUCUCGUCAAUAUAUCACGAAAAAUCAGACAUCCCGCGGUGUCCUGCAGGUUGGCAGUUCACUACCCUGCCAUAUCCUGGGAUAUUUAGCUGUACACACCUUUGGAAUUCGAUUAAUUUAUCCUGGAUCACUAUCAAUAUUUAACAACUUGAUAUAUCAAACGUUAAUCCAAGGAAGAUCUCGUCUGAUUGAUGUAAAUAAUGGUCAACGGUAUAAACUAGAAACAAAAGACGAGAACCAAAUUGAUUCGAUGUUUAUCGAUCGUCGUAACACUGGAAAUUCCAACGGUAGCACUUUGGUUGUUUGCUGUGAGGGCAACGCUGGAUUUUACGAAAUUGGAAUUGCAUGCACGCCGAUUUCGAUGGGAUAUUCAGUCCUAGCAUGGAAUCAUCCUGGCUUUGCAGGCAGUUCCGGUAAACCAUAUCCACCACAAGAACUAAAUGCAAUUGACGCUGUUAUGCAAUUCGCGAUCAAAAAACUUGGUUUUCGCGUGGAGAAUAUUUUAGUUUUCGGUUGGAGUAUUGGAGGAUUCACGUCAACGUGGGCAGCUAUGAAUUAUCCAGACAUUAAAGGACUUAUAUUAGACGCGUCGUUUGAUGAUAUCCUACCGCUGGCGAUUAAUACGAUGCCAUCAUGGUCAGAAUCGAUUGUUCGCUUGGCUAUCAGAGAACACGUCAAUUUGAACAACGCCGAACAAUUAAUCAAAUAUCCCGGCCCGGUUCUAAUCAUACGUCGUACCGAAGAUGAAGUAAUUUGUUUAGAGCCUGGCGAUGUGAGCACUAAUCGCGGUAAUAAUUUGCUCAUGAAGAUGUUACUCUAUCGCUAUCCGAUCAUCUUCGGUCAGUAUCAACAAACCAUAGUACAAGAAUACCUCGCGUUGGCUCGUCCCAGCGCGCAGGAUCAGUACCUCGCGAAAGUUGGCUACAACAACGACGCGUCGAGUAAUUACGUCGAGCAGUACAUGUCCCAACAUCCCAAGGUGUAUCCAUCGCGUCUCGGUGAAGAUAUGAAGGACGAGGAUGUACGCGCAAAGGUGGCGCUGUUUUUGGUGCGAAAGCACUUCAAGGACUACAAGGCAACCCACUGUACCCCGCUACCAGCAGACAUGUUUCAACUUCCUUGGGAAGUGGACGAUUUCGUGUUUACAUAAACACACUAAUAAGCAUAGUUUUAUUGUAUUCUGUUUUGGUUUCUUUGUGGGUGCGUGCGGUGUAGGAAAAUGACAUUACUUAAGACUUAAGGAUGUAUCAGACUAUAUUUAUGUUAACCUUUACAAUUUUGAACGGCGGGACAUAAAGUUCAUCAUAUUUGUGAGAAAGUACUCAGAGGUCUGGCAUUCUAAUAAGACUUUCGCCUCCCUCUCAGCACAUUCAAGCAAGUUAUGAAUUAAAUUAUCAGUCAUCAA
Messenger RNA from Dalotia coriaria, 2151 nucleotides. Its product is annotated as phosphatidylserine lipase ABHD16A. Gene Ontology annotation, molecular function: glycerophospholipase activity; monoacylglycerol lipase activity. Gene Ontology annotation, cellular component: endomembrane system. The transcript is spliced from 7 exons. The coding region runs from base 292 to 1896 and encodes 534 amino acids. The record is from RefSeq and is a predicted model, not a curated record. NCBI's taxonomy places the organism in Eukaryota, Metazoa, Arthropoda, Insecta, Coleoptera, Staphylinidae. Gene Ontology annotation, biological process: phosphatidylserine catabolic process; monoacylglycerol catabolic process.